This is a messenger RNA of Brassica oleracea var. oleracea, 648 nucleotides long. Its product is annotated as caffeoylshikimate esterase-like. Gene Ontology annotation, cellular component: membrane. Bases 1 to 648 code for a protein of 215 amino acids. The transcript is spliced from 5 exons. The record is from RefSeq and is a predicted model, not a curated record. Gene Ontology annotation, molecular function: lipase activity. Lineage: Eukaryota; Viridiplantae; Streptophyta; Magnoliopsida; Brassicales; Brassicaceae.
AUGGUAUAUGGUACUGGUAUCGGUUUUGGAGCUGGUACUGUGGCGGAUCCUACCAAACCAAGAAGACCUGAAUUGAGAAAGGUGCCUCGGUUCCUAUUCGGACAGUCAAUGGGAGGAGCUAUUGCCUUGAAAAUGCAUCUGAAAGAACCUCAAGCUUGGGAUGGCCUUAUACUUGUGGCUCCAAUGUGUAAGUUUAUGGAGGAUGUAAAACCUCCUCAGCUAGUCUUGAAUGUGCUAAUCUUGAUGUCAACACUAUUCCCGAAGGCAAAGCUCUUUCCAAAGAAAGACAUGCGUCCGCUGUUCUACAGAGACCCAAGUAAAAGAAAACUGUCCUACUUUGAUGUGAUUAGCUAUGAUGACCAAGCGCGUCUGAAAACCGCUGUUGAACUUCUAAACGCGGCAAGUGACAUUGAGAUGCAAAUUAAUAAGGUCUCUUUGCCAAUGUUGAUACUACAUGGAGACGCAGAUAUAGUCAUAGAUCCCACUGUGAGCAAGUUCCUUUAUGAGCAAGCAACCAGCCAAGACAAAACGCUAAAACUCUAUCCCGGUGGCUACCAUUGCAUUCUAGAAGGUGACACAGACGAAAACAUUUUCACCGCAAUCAACGACAUAGUUGCUUGGCUUGAUGCCCACACCACUCCCAAGUAA